CAGAACUUGGUUCCAAAAAUCUACACAGAUGAGAGGAGGAAAACCCUAUUUUAAAAAAUAAGAACUGGACAGACAAAACAGACAAAAGGACAACCUAGAAAUCUUCUGUUUCAACCACCUGCUUUGGGGUGAGCCUGAGACAAUGGAUAUUUAUCUCAAGGGCAGGCAAGUUUUAAUGUUUUUUCUUUAUCUCUGCAUGUAUGCAGCAAUGUAUGAAUCCAUUAUGUAUUCAGUACCUGAGGAAACGAAAACUGGAUUCUUGAUAGCUAACGUAUUAAAAGAUUUGAAAGUGGAUGUUAAGGAGCUUUCUACUCGAAAAGCCCAGCUGAGAUCUAAGGAUCCCAAACAGUAUUUUCAUCUGGAUCCUAAUACUGGGGAUGUGACAGUAAAGAAUAACAUUGAUCGGGAGGCUCUGUGUGGUCAGAAUGACCCUUGUGUUCUACUCUCUGAAAUUGUGCUGGAAAAUCCAUUGCAGCUAUACAGAAUUGACGUUGAAAUAGAAGAUGUGAAUGAUAACUCACCCAAAUUCUCCAAAACAGAAUUCUUUUUUGAAUUACCUGAGCUGGUUUCUACCAACACCCGUUUGCCCUUGGAAAAAGCUGAAGAUUCAGACAAAGGAGAAAAUUCUGUUCAGAACUACAUACUUAGUCCUAAUGAAUAUUUUAGGCUAGACAUACAAAACAACAGUGAUGGUAGUAAAUAUGCAGAAUUGGUACUGGAGAAACCAUUAGAUCGUGAAAACGUUUCACAGCUGAUUUUAAUGGUGUCAGCUGUAGAUGGAGGCUUUCCAGUCAGAACUGGCACAACGCAAAUAGUUAUUGAUGUUCUAGACAUCAAUGAUAACUAUCCUCAUUUUCAACAAACAGUUUACCAAGUGAAAUUAAGGGAAAACGAACAGUUGGAUACUCUUGUCGCUAAAGUGGAAGCCAGUGACAGAGACAUUGGAUCCAAUGCUCAUAUUACAUAUUCUUUCAGCCAAACGCCAGAAGGACCACUAAGAUCAUUUAAACUAAACAGAAAUACUGGAGAAAUUACUCUUGUAGGGAAAAUUGAUUAUGAAGAAAACAGUAAUUAUGAACUGAACAUCAAAGCCACAGAUGGAGGAAGACUCUCUGCUUAUUGUAAGGUCCUUGUGAAUAUUGAGGAUGAGAAUGACAAUGCCCCGGAAGUGAUCAUAUCAUCUGUGACCAACCUUUUACCAGAAGACUCUCCCCCAGAAACAGUAGUGGCCGUCUUCAGUGUCACAGACCAGGACGCUGGGGACAAUGGCAGAACUACUUGUGACAUUGAUUCAAACCUACCCUUUAUGCUAAAACCCACUGAGAACAAUUAUUACCAGCUUGUGACCCACUGGCCAUUGGACAGAGAACAAGUGUCAGAAUAUAACAUUACCAUUACGGCCACUGACCAAGGCUCUCCCAGACUUACUUCAAUGAGAAUUGUUCACAUUCAAAUUUCAGAUGUUAAUGACAACCCUCCGGUAUUUGAAAGAUCUUUCUAUGAUUUCCACUUACGAGAAAAUAACAUUCCAGGUCUGCUCAUUGGGUCAGUCCAUGCAGUUGAUCUGGAUGCAGAGCAGAACGCCCAAGUGACUUACUUGCUUUUCCUUGGAAAGAUCAGGGAAGGGCCUGUAUCAUCUUACAUCUCCAUCAACUCUGAAACUGGGAACUUGUAUGCUGUUCGAUCUAUAGAUUAUGAGGACAUACAAGACUUCCAGGUGACGGUGAGGGCUGUAGAUAAAGGCUCUCCUCCACUGAGCUCACAAACAAUGGUCCGAGUUCUUAUCACAGAUGAAAAUGACAAUGCCCCCUUCAUCCUCUGCCCACUUCAGAACAGCACUUCUCCAUCAAGUGAUCUGGUUCCCAGGGCAGCAGAGACAGGCUACCUGGUCACCAAAGUGGUGGCAGUGGACAGAGAUUCGGGGCAGAAUUCUUGGCUUUCCUAUCAGUUGCUGAAGGCCACAGAUCCAAGUCUCUUCACUGUGGGGACUCAGAACGGGGAAGUGAAGACCACGAGGCCGGUGACCAACCGCGAUAGUUUCAAACACACUCUUGUUGUGGCAGUUAGAGAUAAUGGCCGUCCUCCUCAGUCUGUCUCUGCCACACUGAGAAUUCUUCUAGUGGAUGGCUUCUCAGAUCCUUACAUGAAAAUUAUGGAUAAUCCUAAGGGUGAAGUCCCACAGGAGGGAGAUGAUACCCUGACAAUGUAUUUGAUUAUCUGCUUGGUCGUCAUCUCAUCCAUUUUCCUCCUUUCUGUCAUGGUGUUUAUUGCAACCAAGUUUCAGAAACGACAGAAAUUAAUAGGAACCUCUGCAUCUAAUUUCCCUGCGGGACAGAAUUUGCAAGAGAACUGUGGAGAUCCUAGUUCUGACACAUAUUGUCAGGCCUACAAUUAUGAGGUGUGUUUAGCUGGUGGGUCCUUGAAUAGUGAGUUCAGAUUUCUCAGGCCUCUGUUUCCUGUUUUUUCAAUGGAUCCUACUUACACCCAAGUGAAUCCAAGGAAUUCAACAGGUUCUCAUGAAACCAAAGCUCAUGUCAAGGAAGGUGAACUGAUGUCCCAGGUGAGAAUAGUAUUAAAACUUUUCCAACAGUUUUACAGUUUAAAUUUCUAAU
Messenger RNA from Candoia aspera, 2612 nucleotides. RefSeq names its product protocadherin beta-16-like. The record is from RefSeq and is a predicted model, not a curated record. Gene Ontology annotation, molecular function: calcium ion binding. Gene Ontology annotation, cellular component: plasma membrane. The transcript has a single exon. Bases 143 to 2611 code for a protein of 822 amino acids. Gene Ontology annotation, biological process: homophilic cell-cell adhesion. NCBI's taxonomy places the organism in Eukaryota, Metazoa, Chordata, Lepidosauria, Squamata, Candoiidae.